Bufo gargarizans (Asiatic toad) is the source of this 5379-nucleotide messenger RNA. RefSeq lists its product as uncharacterized. The transcript is spliced from 3 exons. The record is from RefSeq and is a predicted model, not a curated record. Lineage: Eukaryota; Metazoa; Chordata; Amphibia; Anura; Bufonidae. The coding region runs from base 188 to 1996 and encodes 602 amino acids.
UAGACGCAUGCGCGGGUUGUUUGAUCACGGAUGGUGCUGCGUAUCGGGCAAGUUUGAGAGGUUCCAUUGAGUAGGUGCCCGGGGCCGGGCUGAGGGGGUGGUCGGUGCCCGCGGGGCGUGAGGGGAGCUGAGGGCGUCCUGUCAGUGCCUCCUCAUGCCAGGCAUGUUCUAGGCUGCUGGUCCCCCCAUGGCUGCCUACCACUGCUGUGUGCCCUUCUGUAACAGUGACUCCAGGUACAAUGCAGACAAGAAGAUCUCCUUCCACAGGAUCCCAGCCUUCCAUGUGGAGCCGCAGAGACACCGGGACUGGCUGAACCGGAUCCGCAGAGAACCGGGGCCCAGCUUCAAGGUCUCCAGCUGCACCCGAGUCUGUUCCAAACAUUUCCUCCCGUCUGAUUUCGUGAGGACGUUGACAGGAAAAAGGAACCUGAAGCCUUACAGCGUGCCCUGCAUCUUCCAGUGGUCGGCAGAGGAGAUGACCCAGGAGCAGAUGUCUGUCCCCAAGAGGAAUUCCGGGAGCAGUAAGCACAAGCUUCAGCCCAUAUUGCCUUCACAACCCCAAGUCCAGAACAAUAAGCCUUCCCCAGCAGUGGAGAUGACGGCGUCUAUACUGGACCACUGCUACGACUUACCCCCGAUGACCGAUACCGAGAUGCUGCACGCGGCCCGUGAGGAGAUCGGCCGUCUACAGCAUCGCAAUGCCUCCCUGGAGAAGAGUCUGUUCUUUCUGGAGCGCUUUUCCACGGACUCGAGCCUUAUUCACUUUUAUACCGGAUUUAAGGACUAUUCCACGUUGAAAGUAGUUUUUUCUACCCUGACUGAAACCGAGGGCAGCUCCGUAAAAUGGAAGCAGUGCCAGCAAGAAGGGGACAGACACGUCGACAAGGGGUCCCCUGCUGAAGCAGAGGGCAUGCCACAGAUGGACCAGUUCUUCUUAUUUCUAUGCAAGGUUCGCCAGGGAUUCCACGACCAGGAUCUAGCCGUCCGCUUUAACAUCUCGCAGACCAGGGUUGUCCGCAUCAUUGUCACAUGGGCGCACUAUUUGUAUCUUGUCCUUGGUGAAAUCCCUCUUUGGCGCAGCCGAGAAACCGGGUGCCAGGAUGUGCCAGAAUGUUUCAAGGCGUCCUACCCUCGUGCCCGGGUGACUUUACAUUGUGCAGAGAUUAAGGUCCAGACGAGCGAGACUGAGAACAAACCUUCUCAGGUGUAUUAUAAUCAUGCCGUGUACAAAGGCUUGCUUGGCAUAGCCCCCCACGGAGCGGUCAUAUUUAUAAGCCCACUCUAUUCUGGGGGUGCAUCCAAGAGAGAGAUCGUUAAGUCAUCUGGCAUCUUGGAGUUGUUGGAACCUGGAGAUUGGAUGGUAACUGAGAAGGAUUUCCUCAUCCAAGAUUUAGUGGAAUCUGUUGGCGCCUUCGUGGUCAUCCCUCCUAUUAUCACCACGGCUGCUCUCCCUAGGGAGUGCCACGAAGCCACGGUCAUGUUAAGCCAGCCGUCAACUGAGCAAAAUGCCAUGUUCAUCCUAGCAUCCACUAACGAGAAGGGGCAGGAGACCUUGGUUGUGACCACCUCGCCAGGGGUAGAAGAUUCGCUUGUGGAACUGGAGCGCUCAGCAGGAGAGGUGGAUGUGGUCGAGGAGGUUGUGACCGAAGAGAAGUUAGUGGAAGAGGUGGUGACCACUACAGACAGCAUAGAAGAGGUUUCUAAAGACCGCAGUCAGCCUGGAGGGGAAGUAAGACACCUGGCCAAAAGGAAAGGCCCACAUUAUGGCCGGGAGGAGGUGGUGAGGUGCGCGCCCCACCUGGAGAAGGAAGCUGCUGGACUAAACAAGGACAUAAAUUCCCUCGCUCGUCUAAGAAUUUGCAUAAACCAAGACAUAGAGAGAGUUCGCCAGUACCAUCUGUUCGAUAACGUCCUUCCGUAUGCGUUAAGUGGCAUUGCCAAUCAGUUGUGGGCCGUGUGCGCCAUGCUAAGUAAUAUCAACGGGUCACUGAGCUAAAAUGUGAAUGGUGCAUGUAAAGGGAAGACGUGGAACAGUGGAAAGUUCCCCUUAAGUUGGGACAUUACCCAAAUAAAGACUAAAGGACCCUGUAAAGUGCCAGUGGGGGAGGGGGCACAAAAUCUGGUAUGUCCUAUAUGGAGAUAACAUGACUUUCCAUAAGAUUUAAAGGCGCAGCAGGGUAAAUAUCCCCGGGACCCCCACCAAUCAGAUGAACAGGACCGCAGUGCUCACUGGAACCCCUGACUCCUUAAAGGGGUUUUCUGGGAAUAAUUUCCUUUUAUCUAAUACCCGCAGCCUGUCCCUAUAAAUAGAAAAUUCAUCCUUCCUGCUCCUCGCGGCUCCGGUCCUCUGCGCUGCCUCUGCCGCGUGCACGUUCCCCGCGGUGUUUACAUCCAGUCACAUUCUCCACUGCAGCCAAUGACUGGUAUCAGCAGUAAUGUGCCACUUAUGACCAUGCAGUGCGGGGACCGGGACACCGACACAGCGGGGGGCAGGGGAGUAUGAAUCCUCUGUUUAGUGCCUACAGCCUGCUUCCGUAAACAGUGAUUAUUCCUGGAAACCACCUUUAACUGCAGCAGCGGCACACGGUGGCUGCAGCAGUGAUUAUCAUUCUGCUAACUGGUGGGGGUCCCGGUGAUAGAACUUAGAUUGCACAUUGAUGGACCUUUUGAAGGAUACACAAUCCAUGUAUGAUCCCAGAAAAGCCCUUUAAGCACUGGUCAUGUGGAGCUGCAUGUUAUAGAUCAGGAGGAGCUGAGCCGAUUGGUAUAUAGCGGGGAUCAGCAGCCUCCGCCACUCCAACUAUUCAGAAACUACAACUCCCAGAAUGUUUCAUUGGUUCAUUCUCGUCUAUGGGAGUUAGAAGAAUAGCCGAGCAUGUUUGCACGCUGUGAGUUGUAGUUUCACAACAGCCGGUGGCUUAUCCUUGGUAUAUAAUCUUAUGGGAGAAGAUUCAGCAAAGCUUGUAUUUCAUUCAUAUAAAUUCCUGCUCAUUUUGGGCUGUGGAGUCCAGGAGGCGGUCCUAUGAAUGAUUGACAGCCCCCCUCUGACUGUGUAUGGAGAGCUGUCAGUCACUGGACUUCAGAGACCAGAAUGAGCAGGAAAUUAAAGGGGUAUCCCCCUCUUGCUAUUUGGGACCCCUUCAAUAGAAGGCACUUGCCAAUUGCUUUGCGUCCCUGGAAGUGCCUCCUUUCCAAGCUCUGGCUCCCCAUUCUCCUGGCAUGUGUGCGGCUGGUUGUUGGGUGAUGCUGCCAGCACUGCGAUCUUGCAGCGGAGGUCGUGCUUGCGCACGGAGAUGAAGUCCUUUGCUAACUGCGGUGGCCAAGAUCGUAGGGACUUGCAUAUCCACGCAUGCACGGCAGCUGCUAGCCCGGCCACCACUCUGCAACAUAUCCUGUUUCAAUAGAACAGCUCCAGGACAUGAACAGAAACCCCGGAGCUGUUCUAUCCAGCAUUGGGAUCUCGCCUGUCAUUACAACGCUGCUUGCCUGCGCUUUCAUUCAUAUGGAACGAAUCCGUCCACGGAGGUUCCAGGACGCGCUGAGCUCCGGAGCUGCCGUGGAGGUGAACACGGGACAUGGGACAACCCCCUUUAAAUGAAUGAAAUACAAGAUGCACCAAAUCUUUUCCCAUAAAACUAUAUAUCAACCUGCUCAGCUGCUCUAUAACCUGCAGAUCAGACACCAUGUUCAGCGUGACAGGUUCCCUUUUAUCUGUCACACAAUUCCUUAAAGGGGCUGCCCAGGGUCAGAGAAAUAUGGCUGCUUUCUUCCAGGAACGGCAGCACCCCUGUCCUUGAGUUGUGGCGGCUAUUGCAGCUCCGCUUCAUUACAGUGAAUGGGACCGAAUUGCAGUACCACACACAGCCUGUGGACAGGUGUGUCGCUGUUUUUGAAAGAAAACAGCCAUUCUUUUCAAACGCUGUACAAACCCUUUAAGCUGGCCGUACACGUGAAAUGUAUGUCUAUGCUUGGGAUAGGUCAUCAAUAUAAGAUCAGGAAGGGUAGGACCCCUGGCACCCCCCACCAUCAACGUUUUCCAGAGCAGCUGUGAGCUCACCAGGCACAGCGCCAUCCAUUGUAUAGUGGCUGUGCUUGGUAUCACAGCCCAGCCCCAUUCACUUGAGUGCGUCUGAGCUGUGUGUAGGAAGAGGCCAGAGCUCUACAGGAGUCGGACCCCGCCAAUCUAAUAUUGAUGACCUAUCCUGAGGAAAGGCCAUCAAUAUAUGUCUCGGAAAACCCCUUAAAAGGAGUUGUCACUUCAGCAAAUGGCUUUUAUCAUGUAGAGAAAGUUAUUAUAGAGCACUUCCUAAUGUGUUGUGAUUCUCCAUAUUGCCUCCUUUUGGUGGCUUGAUUCAUUUUUCCGUCUCAUUAUAGACAGCUCGUAUCCAGGGGGUUAUAGCCAUCGCUGCAGCGCAGGUACAAGGUGGCCGGGACAGGAGCUGCUGCGCGUGCGCGCCUAUGUGCGCUUUCAUGGUCCCAGCCGGAGCUCUUUCCUAUAUUGUGCAAACACGACCACUGAUGCGGAAUUGCAGGGUGGUCGUAACCCCUGGAAAUGAGCCGUAUAUGAUGUGAGGAGGCGAUAUGGAGAAUCGGAAUACAUUAGUAAGUGCCUCGUAUUAUCAUUUGCUGAGGUCAGACGACCCCUUUAAGCUCUCUGCAGAUCAGGUCAGUUCCUGCUGCAGAUUUUUUCCCGCACUGCUUGGAUGGGAUUUGGUAAAAAAUCUCAUGUAUUUUGCUGGCACGUUAAUUCACUGCGGAUUUUCUGCCCUCAAAUCCGCGAUGGAAGCUCUACAGGGCGUACGCUUAAGCUCCACGUUCCACCUGCUGUGAAGUUGUCUUUCUAUGAAGGUGCAAACAGCACCCAUGUCCUUUAAGUUGUUUUUAAAGGUAAAUCCACUGUUACAGCUAUUUUACGGGACUUAAAGGGAGUCUUUCGCCUAAUUUGAGCGUUUUAGACCGCUCCGAUCAGGGUAUUGACUCUUUGACCCUCAUUACAAUCGUACCUUUCUUUUCUGUGUCCCUCGUCCAGAUCAUGGAAAAAAACACUUUUUAAACGUAUGGAAAUGAGCUUCUAAAGGUGCCCAGGGGCAGCGUUACUGGGCGAUGUGCCACGAAAAACACACCUCUCUCAGCCCUCUGGCUCGCCCUUCUGUCCUAUUACCUCCUCCGAGCGGCACCAGAGGCCGGCGGGCCGGCUGUGUUUAGUUGGCCGGCGCAUGCGCAAUAUGAAAAUCUGUUCCUCUGCCCAUACCGGGCAGAGCAGUGCGCAGGUGCGGGCCAGUUCCCAGCCUGACUUCUCUUGCCGCUCGUGACGUCCGCCGGCUGGAGGCAGAGGAGAAGGUAAUAAUAGGACAGAAGGGACACAGAAAAGAAAGGUAC